Molecule: messenger RNA, 1795 nt
Organism: Cynara cardunculus var. scolymus (artichoke)
Lineage: Eukaryota; Viridiplantae; Streptophyta; Magnoliopsida; Asterales; Asteraceae
Product: probable polygalacturonase
Exons: 5
Coding region: 171-1616 (481 amino acids)
Biological process (GO): carbohydrate metabolic process
Molecular function (GO): polygalacturonase activity
Source: RefSeq, a predicted model, not a curated record
UCAUCUUCCUUCCUUCCUUCCUUCCUUGAUUCCUUCACCAAAUCCAAUUCAACUGCUACCACAUUUGGUUACUACGUGUUUCUGCAACCUCAUUUACACUCAUCAUCAUCCCUUCACUUUCAUCUAAUUUUCAUCCAAUCGUGGUGGAUACCCUAAAUUCAUCGCCUUCUAUGUGGCGCUUCCACCACCGCCGUUGGAUUCAUACCCUCUUCUCUUCUUACAAGACCCUUUUCACACUCCUUUGGGUCUUCGGAUUCACAUCCCUUUUCCUAUGGCAACGCAACAUCGUCGAUGGCUUCUUCAUCUUCCGCCGUCCCCUCCCUUCUCGACCCUUGCCCCACCUCCGACCCUUCGCCUUUAAUCUUACGGAUUUUGGGGCUGUCGGAGAUGGCGUCACUAUCAACACCAAGGCUUUCGAAAAUGCUGUUUUUACUAUCUCUAAGCUAGGGAAGAGAGGCGGUGGUCAGCUCAAUAUACCUGCCGGGAAAUGGUUGACGGCGCCGUUUAAUCUAACAAGUCAUAUGACAUUGUUUCUUGCUGAAGAUGCUGUCAUAAUUGGCAUUGAUGAUGAAAAGUAUUGGCCUCUAAUGCCUCCUUUGCCAUCUUAUGGUUAUGGCAGAGAGCAUCCUGGACCCCGGUAUGGAAGUUUAAUCCAUGGUCAGAAUCUCAAAGAUAUUGUGAUCACAGGACAUAAUGGUACCAUUAAUGGGCAGGGUCAAGCAUGGUGGAAAAAGUAUCGUCAAAAGCUUCUUAACCACACGAGAGGCCCACUUUUGCAGAUCAUGUGGUCAAGUGAUAUUCUGAUAUCUAACAUCACUUUGCGUGAUUCACCUUUUUGGACACUCCAUCCUUAUGACUGUAAGAAUGUAACAAUCAGACAUAUGACAAUCUUGGCUCCCAUUUUUGAGGCUCCAAACACAGAUGGUAUAGAUCCUGAUUCUUGUGAGGAUAUGGUAAUAGAGGACAGCUACAUAAGCGUAGGGGAUGAUGCCAUUGCAAUAAAAAGCGGGUGGGAUCAGUAUGGAAUUGCUUAUGGGAGGCCAUCAAAAAAUAUUGUCAUUCGGAACCUCAUAGUUCGGUCUAUGGUUAGUUCUGGAAUAUCGAUAGGCAGUGAGAUGUCAGGGGGUGUAUCAAAUGUGACGAUUGAGAAUAUUUUAGUGUGGGAUUCGAGACGUGGUGUUCGAAUCAAGACAGCUGCAGGUAGGGGAGCAUAUGUGAAAGACAUCAAAUAUCGGAAUGUGACAUUUGAGAAUGUGAGAGUUGGGAUUAUCAUAAAAACGGAUUAUAACGAACACCCGGAUAUGGGUUUCAAUCGAGAGGCUUUUCCUGUGAUAAGGGACAUAAGAUAUGAGUCGAUCCAUGGAGAGGGAGUGCGGGUGGCAGUUCGUAUGCAAGGGAGUUUGGAGAUUCCUGUUAGAAAUGUGAGUUUCAGGGAUAUGUCUGUAGGGAUGAGAGACAAAAAGAAGCAUAUUUUUCAGUGUAGUUAUGUUGAGGGAGGAGUAAUAGGGAGCAUAUUUCCAGCACCAUGUGUAAAUCUUGAUCUUUAUGAUGAACAAGGACUACUUGUCAAGAAAUAUGGUUCAGCAAAUGCUUCAGACAUAGAUUAUGAUAUUUAGAAUAUGUUUUAUUUAUUUAUUUAUUUACAUUGAAGAAGAUUUGUUGUAAUGGUCUUAGAGUGCAGAAACCAAAAUAAUUAUAAAAAGUAGUGAUUAUUAAUACCAUGAUACAAUGUUGAGUGGAGUCUAUGAAUCUGAUUCCAAAAACUGAUGGUAGUGAGUCAAUUUUAUUGUUUUGA